CAAAAACUGAAAAUUGUUUUUGUUGUGCCGGCAGCUUCGGAGGCGGAGGAGGAGACGUCAGGCUAUGAGAGCGAGCGUUCCCUCUCGCCGCUGGGCCCCGCCGAUGACGCCGCCACCGCGUGCGCCUCGCCGCUGACCCCGCCGUCGGGGAGGAGGCCGCGCACGGCCUUCACGGUGGAGCAGAUCGGAAGCCUGGAGCGAGCUUUCAAGAGGAACGCCUACCUAGGCACGCAGGACAAGGCGCAGCUCUGCCGCAAACUCAACUUGUCCGACAAACAGAUCCGAAACUGGUUCCAAAACCGGCGCAUGAAGCUGAAGCGGACGGUGCAAGACGCUCUGGCGCAUGCCUGCCAAGCCAGCGCCGCGUCGCACUUUGCGCCCUACCCCGAGCUGCAAGCGUACCGGCCGGCUCCGUACCCACGCUACCACCCGAUGCCAUUGACGCUUCAGGACGCCGGCGGCGCCACCGCCGCCGCCUUGGCUCAGCCACCGCACAACCUCCAGUACGCCUCGCCUCUGGACUCGAUCUACCAAUAUGGCAACGUGGCUGGCGCCAUGUUGUCCGCCGCCACGCCGCCUCCCCCCGCCCCUCCUCCUCUAAUGGCAGCCUACCCGGCAUACCCCCAAUACUACUGACAGCCACUCUGUCUUGGUAUGCUCAUUGAAUCUUUGUGUUGUUUCUGUGAAGGCUUGUGUGCAAUGGGGGGGUUUGUGUGUGUGAGUUCGCGCGUGUGUGUGAGAUGAUAAAUUCUGUAUUUCUCAUUUAAUUCCAAUAAAAUCCAAUCAUUCAUUUUU
Molecule: messenger RNA, 795 nt
Organism: Hippocampus comes (tiger tail seahorse)
Lineage: Eukaryota; Metazoa; Chordata; Actinopteri; Syngnathiformes; Syngnathidae
Gene: ved
Product: ventrally expressed dharma/bozozok antagonist
Exons: 2
Molecular function (GO): DNA binding
Source: RefSeq, a predicted model, not a curated record